CGAAGCAGUCAAUUUAUAGGUGGGCUGCUGCUCAUCAGCCAUACGAAGAGUGAUGCAACUUAAAAGUAACUUGAAUAAAUCUUGAUCUACUUCAAUCAAGCAAUUAAAUCGUACCAAAAACAAGUUUGUUUCUCGAAAAUCAAAAUCAUCGUUGAAAGAUUGAAAACCCCCACACAAACAGCAAGCAAGAAAGUAAUCUCGUCAACCACAAGAAGCAGGAGCAGAGUGAAUAAAACCGCAGAAGCCAUGCGCCGUUGGAAAUGCAAUGUUUCUCACGACGUCAUUUAAAACAACAAAUAGAAGAAAAUCGUUAGAUACAUCAGAUUCCCCCCGUCACAGAUGAGGAAAAAGCCAAGGGAGGCAAAAGUGAUAACAUCAAAACUCCAUUCUUACGUGAACACUCUCCUUUCGAAUUUCUUCACCGCAUCGCGCCACACCCCACCCCCUAACUUAGCCUCAGGAGCUUGCUUCUGUUGAAUAAUCUUUUCUAACAUAUCACCAAUCUGUGCUUGGCCUACGUCUCCUUCAUACGAACUCAAGGAGCCGUAAAUUAUGCUAGCGGAGACAUCGAUAUCAACAUCAAUAUCCAUGUCAGGAGUAUCCUUCCCACUUUGAGCGGGUCGAGGCUUCACCGUAAAAUCGACAUCGAUCCGCGCUCUGACUUUGCCAUCCACGUUUCUUGAUUUCAAUGGUGAUAUUUGCUUUGCAUCACCUCCAGUCGAUUCGGGAGCUAUGGUCGUGGAGGACCAGCCGAGAACCAUGCAGCGGAUCUCUAAUAAAGUGGGUUCGGACGGCUUCGCUUCAAUGGCUUUCGCCCUUGUGAUUCCGCAAUAAUCGAGUGCGCGUAUUUCAUCCCCAAGGCUAAUGGCUUUGUCCCAUGCUCGCGCCAUGCCUGCAAGGAAUUGUCUAGGGCUUAUUGAUGAGUGUGGGAGUUGGGAGGCGCACGUGCGGAGCGCAUGGAGGACAAGAGCCUUUUCAGGGGAAGGGCUGCUGCUUGCAUGUCGUGCCUCGUGGGUCACGCUGGGUGAGUAAGUAAGGGUAAUAGGCAGAUUCUUGUUUCCUGGGGAGGAGCUACCGCCAGACAACGCCUGGGUGGAUUGGUUGAGGUUGAAAGCGCCGGGAUAAAAAUCCACCUGGAGCUCAUUGCGAUAUCGCAUUCUCAAAGCAGGGCCAUAUUCGGAGCUCGGUUUCAAAGAAGCUGAUAAAAUACUCCAGCCUGUUUGGCGCUCAAGUUCACGAACAGAAGCUGUUAUUGCAUGUUGCAUUAGCAAAGAGGGAAAAUAUGCGCGUAUUUAGAGUGUACAUGCUCACCUUUCAGAGUUUUAACCUCCUUUAUACUCCAACCCCGGCACUCUUCUGUGACUCGCUCCGCUUCACCUAUCUGGGCCAAAAGCUCAUCUUUCAAUCCCGCUCCAGCUUUAAUUAUGCUCUUCUUGUUUUCCAGCUCCGCCUGUGACUGCUCCAAUGACUUCCUCUUUGCGGAAAUCUCCGCAUCUAACGCAGCUAACCGUUCACGCGCUUGACGAAGUUCUUCCUUAUCACAGUUUUCCAGUUCAUCGACGGCUCGUUGGAGAUUCUGGGCUUCGGUUUCAAGCCUUGCGUGUUUCUCGACUAAAGGGGGCACCACACGAUCUAAGAGAUCCUCUUUCUUCGACAGAACCGCAUCAUCAUUCUGCAUCUCUUCAACGUGACGAUCAAGUCCCUCUUUUAAGCCCUCCAAAAGUUUCAUGCGCCACUCAUACCACAUGGACUUGCUUAGCAGGCGCGCGUGAGCUUUGACGUUACGAAAUUGGUUGUCCAUCAACAACCGUAUAUCUGGUGGCGCCGUCACGUAUUCUUGGAACAAAGGCGGGUUAUCUGCGUACGUUUCGGUUUCAAUAGACCGGAUAAUCCGCCGACCCUCUGAUAUAUACGAUUUCAAUUCACGACACGACUAAAGCAAGUUAGCUCGUUGAAAGAGAAUAAGGAGGAGCGAGCCCACUUACGUGUUGGUACAAUUCAAGCAUCGGAACUGUGCAAAAGCCAGCAGCCACACAAUCUUCGAAACUUAUGCCUUUGACAGCCUCAUCAUCUCUCUUUGAUGUAGCCUUUUUAUUAUCACUUGACGGAGCCAAUGUAUGUCUCCUCUUUGUUGUGGUUAGUUCCAUAAAGUGGAUGUUAGUCAUAUUCAGGAAAUCUUGAAGCUGUAUUGGCUCAACUUGUGGCUCGUGUUCUUGGUUGGAAUAGCUCCCCAGGUUGCCUUCCGGGCCAGCACCAGAAUAUUGGGCGGUAUGACCUUCACCUGCGGACAAAUCUAACCGGCUAGAAAGAGGAACUCCCUUGGGGGUCGUACUCCCGGGCUUGCCUGGAGACGACCAAGGGUCAUUAUAACUUGAUGCUCGAAUUGUUCGCCUGACUGUUUCGCCCAUGGAAGGAGGGGCAGGAAGUUUAAUGUUUUUGACGGGGCUUGCAUCACGACCCCUCAGUCGUUUAGGAGUAUAGGCUUCUUCGUCUUCGUCAUCCUGAUCUAGCUCAGCUGGGCGCUUCCCAAGCAGGCCUACCGCUGCACCCACGUGCAGGCUUUUUCGUGGCUUUGGUUUAUUUUUCUUAGGGGUCAGGGUCGAUAUUAGCUCUUUCAAGUUAAGAGGUGGGCAUUCCCCAUUCUGAGAAUUGUUGGGUGCUUUAGUGAUUGCGAUCUCCCUUUCCCUUUCUUCUUCUCGUUCCUUAUCAAUUUCCUCCUCGAGCUCCCGAGGGUCAUCAAAUCGGACCACUUGAGAGAUUUGACCCUGUGGAACAAAGCUUUGGGAGUCCUCCCCGAUGGAUCGCCGCCUAUCUAGCAUUUCCGCAACACGCGGUGACCCGAGACCUUCCCUAUCGAUACCAAGGCCGCUCGACGGCCGCCUGUGAGGGUGCAAGACAAAGGAUGGAGUGGCCUGGCCUGUAAUGCUAUCAUGAUGGAAAAGCUUUCUUGAGCUGGGCGGUGUUUUCUUGGUGGAGGUUUCUCGAAGUUCCGGCACGAAAGGCCUUUUCGGGGAUGCAUUCCGAAACGCGACUUUGCUUGACGGGGGUGUCUUAGCAGGAGUCGAAGCCUUGUUACCCCGUGGAGUCAACUGUUUUUUAGAAGGGCUCGUUGUCUUUUUUACUGGAGAUGACGGUCGAGAGCCGCCCCUAGGGGUAGUAGAUUCUCUUAGACCCACGCUUCUUCGAUCCUGUCUGCGUCUAACACUAGCUACAGUCGGGCUGCCAUAUUCAGACACGAUCGGAGUGUUCUGUUCGAUGGUAGCAGCGAUUUUCGGAGGGGAGGGAACGAUGUUCUCUUGGAAUGGUGAGCUAAAAAUCUGACCAGCAUCGCUUUCUAAUUCCAUCAACAUCUUUCCUUGAGACCUGUUGUUAAAAUUGAAUUGAGGCGGUAAGAUUUUUCCUAGCGCAUUCGUCAUUUCCAUACCCAUGGUUUCGUCGUCCUCCAGGGGUUCAGUUUGUUCCUCAAUGGGUGGUAAAAUACCUCCUACUGCGCUUGUCAUCUCCAUCUCUUCAUCACCAGAUGCUUGAUCAAGCUCCUCAAUUCUAUACUCAGCGGGUUCGUUGGAGCGGUGCUCGUAUUCUUCGGCGGCUGUCAGUUGGGGAUACGCCUGCUGGAUACUACCAAGAGCUGAGGUGAAUUCCAUGGUCAUCUCUUCAUCACUGCCAACGUCACUGUCCCCAGAGAUACCCUUUAGAGGAGAAUGAUUACGAGCUAUGCCGCCAACCACGUUUGUAAAUUCCAUAGUUUGGUCCCCGAGAUUUGACAACUCGCUGGUCGAUAUCCGGCGGGCUUUGUCCAAAUGGCCAUCGUUUGAAGCAACGGACCUACGGCGGGGCUUUCCAUGUGGUGAGGUUUCGUCCCGUUUCCCCGGAAUUAUUCCUCCAAUGGCUUUGGUUAUAUCCAUACUCAUAUCUGCUUCACUCUCAUCAUAAUAUCCGGCAUCAGAUUGCCUAUUUGGAGGUUGAUAUUGCGAUAGUGGGUGAGAGAAAGGAUUAACAUUCUCCUGGUCCAGCCGAGCACUUAAGUCUUCCAAGUCUAAGUCAAGUUUAUUUGCCCCCUUCUUAACCCAAGGUUGGAAUGCCCCAGCAAUUUCACGAUUCGUGAAUUCCAUAGACAAGUCACCAUUCUCAUCGUAUUCAAUUCCUUUGGUGCCUGCUAGUUGAGCAGCCUGGCGUAAAGAUCGCUCUAGCCUCGCACUAUCGCUAGUGCUUGAAGCCUCGGAAUGUGUAGAAAUAGAUCGCUCGGUAAUAUUCUCCAUACUCAUCAAUGUGGCCCCAUCGUCGUCAUCGUCGUCGUCAUCGGAAUUCAUGUCCCCAUCCACAACAUGUUCGCCGGCCUCUUCACUUCCACCUGCCGAGCUUCCACUAAAUGGACUUGAAGAAAAUGCUUCAUUAGGGUCGGGGUUGUACAUAUCUCUGUGAGCUACGCCUGAGCUGCGAUGUGAUUUUUGAUGUGGAUCAUGGCCACUAUAAUUUGGAUCGUCAUGUGGAUUGUUCGUUGGCGGUUCAGUAUUAUCCAGCUCUUGCUUUUGGGUGUGUUGAGCUGGAUCCGUCAAAGCAGAGGCGCGCCUGGUAGAAUUCGAGGCGGAGGAAGACGUAGAAUCUUCAGCCAAUUCAACUACGUUCCAAGUAUGUAGUGUGGCCUCUGGCGCAAAUGAUACACGACGAUUUGCUUUAACACUGUUAGUAAGAACAAUGCUUUGAGGAGAACGGUCUGAAACCUACCCAUCGAUUUUCGCCUUGCUGCCCUGUGGUCCAAAAUAGCCUGUCUCUCGCGCUCUCGCUGUUCAGCUUCUUCCCUUUCCCUAGCCGCAGCCAUUUGUUCCCCCUCCGCGCGAACCGCAAUUUUGGCAUUUUGGAUAACAGCCGAAGGAUUAAAAGUAUCAAAUGGUUUGACCAAAUGAUCUGCCCCGACAACGGGAGCUGACGGUGGUUCAGAGACGUUAAUAGGGGGCUCAUUUUUUUCAUUCAGGCUAUUUGAUUGGCGAUAAUUGGAGCCGCGUUGCGGACUUCGAGCCGGAGUUCGUUUGCGCGUUUCAUCGAAAGAUGGAAUACUUCGUAUGGGAGAGACGGGUAUCGUAGGUUUGAGAAUGGACUUUAAUGGGAAUUGAGCGGUUGACUGGUCAAGCAAUUAGUAAUUCAAAACCGUCAGUGAAUUAAAAAUAUCCGAAAUUUAAAUAUAUACCUUCCGUCUAUUGCCAUUUGCAUGCUGAAGCGCAUCCAACCCGCCAGGCCCAAGACUUUUACUCCGCAUCUUUUUAUCCGAUCGUGUCGGUCUCUGCGGCGCAUUUCUCUGCUCGUUCACAACGCUCAGAUCCGCAGUCAUAUUUUCCUUAUCAACGCCAGAUCCAACGCCAGGACGGGGCAUCUGGGCGAAAGACCGGCAAGACCUCACACGCGCAGCCCCCGCAGAAUCGUUCUUUGUCGGCGCCAUGCGUUUGCGGGAUGGGAUGUAGGAAUAAAUGUAGGAAUAUGUGUUGCAGCGGAAAGGGAAUUGAGAGUUUAGCAGGUUGAUAAAUAUGGAUUAACGUCCACCAUUGCCCACGCGCAGCCAGCCCGAAGUAUUACAGUAUUGUAUAUAUGUAUCGUUAUCCGGAGUUGUCGUCCCCAAGUCAAGAGUUUCCGUAGUCUCGUCGCGUCAUCCUGGAAAUGACGGAGCUACCGAAUCUAGACUAGCGUAGUAAACAAACCGAAAAGCCCUAGCCGAGGGACACUAGCACGCAUCCGCACUAGCGCGGCUCCAGCACUCCCACAUUCAAUUCGGCAUCGUCAAACUCCGCACAAAACUUGUCAAUCUCGGACGACGACAUCGCCAACGACCACUCGACACACCUCGCGCCAGAAAUCCACCAACUCUCUCCCAGAACCCCGUCCCGCGAGCCCAGUGUCGGAUAUCUUGAUCUUUUCGCAACCAUGGCGACCGAGUUGACCGUACAGUCGGAACGUGCUUUCCAGAAGCAGCCGCACAUCUUCCUCAACUCUAAGCAGAAGUCCAAGAGCAAGAAGGUCGGAAAGGGAGGCCGGAGAUGGUACAAGGACGUGGGCUUGGGAUUCCGCACCCCAAAGACUGCCAUUGAGGGAAGCUAUAUCGAUAAGAAAUGCCCCUUCACCGGCCAGGUUUCUAUCAGAGGUCGUAUCCUCACCGGCACCGCCGUCUCAACCAAGAUGCACCGAACCAUCAUUGUCCGCCGCGAAUACCUCCACUACAUCCCCAAAUACUCCCGAUAUGAAAAGAGACACAAGAACAUUGCCGCCCACGUCUCCCCAGCUUUCCGUGUUGAGGAAGGUGACCAGGUCACUGUUGGGCAGUGCAGACCUCUCAGCAAGACUGUCCGAUUCAACGUCCUUCGCGUCCUCCCCCGCACUGGCAAGGCCGUUAAGCAAUUUGGAAAGUUCUAGAUGCUUGUUGAUCUGGAAGGCGUUGCGGGGGUGAGGGGGUGAGGUUGUUGGUGUGGAGCGCUGGGUUGUACGAGGGCCAAAUGACAAACGAACCUGCCUUGAUGUUACGGAAUAUGUUUUUUAUUGAGGAUUAAAAAAAUAAAAAAUGAUAGAAACGACAGGCACAAGGACAAAAGGUACAUGGAAAAACGGCGCGUGCCCCCAAAACGACACAGCUCACGCUUUUUUUUCAAUCCUUUUUCCUGAAAGGGGCGGCUUGUGCAUAAUUCUCUUUUUUUUUGUUUUGUUUUGAUUUCUCCCAUAUAGAGGGGGAAUUAUAUUCCAAUACUAAGUAAGGAGUUUAGUUGUCAAAUGCCAUGUGAAACUUUUUCAAAUUUCACUUCUGCGCGCUGUUCUCUUUCUGGCGUAGCACGCACAUCCAACCUUGGAGAACAAACCCUGGACACUUACUUUAUUUGAUGCAUAUUAAAGUCAUUAAGCAGGAGUUGCGAGCCUAUCGCGCUUUGCAGGCUGGGACGCGAAGAAAUUCCCUUCCCCGGUACCUCCUCUUCAUCAAGUUCCCGAACAGAUAAACUACAAAGUUACUAAACACAACAAUUAUUCUCACACAGAGACCCUUAAAUUUACAGCAACCCGGGAUAUAACAAAAAGGACAUAAACAAUAACCCAGGGCUAACCAAAUGAUUCCGCUUGACCAAUUUGAGAAGCUUUCAAACCCUGGCCGAUGUGUCCGCUACCACCCCAACAUCCGAUUAACUCGCUCCCGGUCCAGUGCAAAUACAUUUGCCACAGCCUCAUUUCCUCCCAGCUCAACUUCCACUGACUGCCACCUAUAUGUCGUCUCUGCUCUCUGUGUGACUUCUUCUGCCACCUCGGACUCUGAUUCGAUGGUGCGGCGAAGCUCUUCCCGAAACCUGUCCAAUGCCUCUUCUGCUUGAUUGAUUUGGUGCUCAUGGUGGUGGCUUUCUUCCUCAUCCUCUAUUACUACCAAUACCUCGGCUUCCUCGUCUAAUUCCAUGGCCUCCACGUCCUCCACCUCCACAUCCUCAUCAUCUUCGAUAACCACGACUUCCUGCACGUGCUGAUCGUUAACUUCUGCAUCAGUGUCGUCAUCGAUUACAAUAAUUUCUUGCUGCCUUUCGGAUUUCUGGGGCGUUAUUGGUGGUGUUGUGAAGGGUAUUGCGGAUGCCGAUGUCGAAUUGCUGUAUCCAAGCUGGACCCCAUCAAGAAACUCAUCAUCUUGAGCAUAUCUAGUUUCACGGGUGAAACGCCAGCCAUGUGCAAUUUUCACGGCAACCUGGUUGGCAUAUUCCACGGGUAAGUUGAUGAUCCUGAGAAAUUUACCUACAGUCACUCCAGCAGCAUUAUUAAACUUUGUAGGACUAUCCCUGAGUUUGCAAUGAAGAGGGUUACGGUUACAAUACUUGAUUCCGGGAUCUCUCUCCAAAUAAGCCAUUCUGACCAUCCAUAAUAUCCUGGGGUAAUAUCAGAAGACAGGGGUUCUUUGCUGAGGAUAUAUUGCGCGGAAAAUAUCCCAUUUUGGUCCAGCUUGGAAGCAUCAAUUAUUGACACUCUGGAAUUCUGACCCUUUGUCAACAUUCUGUGAACGCAAGGCAGCAGGGUGGAGAAUGUUGAAAUAAAUGGAGAGUUGACUUCGUAUCUUGACAAAUGGGUUUUGGCCAUCGCUUCAAUGUCACGCUGAUGGUAGAGCGAGGGGUGCAAGGUAUCAGCAAGCCCCGAAGAAAAAUACUGGGGAUCAUUGAUGCCGCUGCUUUGCGAGUUGAAGAAGCGAUACAAGAUUUGUGGCCUUGUUCGGGUUCUGUCAUAUCUUGGCUUCAUCCCUGCCCUAGGGAAUUCCGCUCCCCGGGCGCAUGCAGGUUCAAUGGCAGGUUCAAUGGCAGGUUCAACUACUUCGUGGGUAGCGUAGGUGUCGGCGUCAGGUGUUGGGUUAGAUUGGAGGCUACCAUCUGUGCUAGGACGAAAGAAAGACUGUAAAAGUUGGAAGCCUGGGCCUUUUGGCUUAACUGGGCUGUCAUCACGAUUCCUUCGGUGUAAAUGAAUACCAAGCUCUGUAGCGGCAAUUUCAAUAACUCUCCGGCAUUCCUCAUACUCUUCAUCAUCAGCAAGGGACGCUGAGUUCACAGAGACCCAAAUGAGAUGUCUCCUAUACAGCAUGUCAUAAUGCUGUGUAUUGACAGUGGUGACAGGGAGGCCAUCUUUGAAACCCACGAUCUCUGUAUCAAAGAUGUGGUUGAAGAUUUUAGUUUCAUCUUUCUUUGCAAGAGAAUAAAACCGUCGAAGAACACACAACACCUCUCGCUGAGGAUCCGUCCACCUAUGCCUUAGGGGUUUAAUAUUUCCGAAGUCUAGGAAAGAUGGAUAAUAUUCCUCAUCAUUGUUCCGGUCUGAUUGGGAUGGGGAUUGAAGCUGUGGCACCUCCAUGAUGGCAAGAAGAUGAGGUUAGGCAAUAGAGCGGCGGGAUAUAAUGGACACUUUGGGACCUGAGAGGAGAAGGAUGAGAGUGGUUUAAAAAUUCAAUGAACCGUGGCUUUGAUGGAGGUAGAGGAAUGUGUAUGAUGCGAUAACACAACAACAGCACCGCACCGUCAUGACGCCCAAGGAGUGAAUGAUGAAGGCAUCUAGGACAGGGUUGAUCAGCCACGGCAUCCAUCAUUCACUCCACGGCAUCAUUCACUCCAUGGCAGUCUCAGAUAUGGAUGAACAUUGUUAACGCAAUCGCAAUGUUGAUUUGAUAGCAAACAAGUCAUAAUAGGAACUAGAGAUCAAAUACAUCAUCAGCUCAAGAUCUUGUUUGAAAGUUUGGUGGCUUCAAAAGGAAAUCGAAGGAAAGUGAUUGGGACCAGACUCCCUUUCAG
Blastomyces gilchristii SLH14081 is the source of this 9275-nucleotide messenger RNA. Its product is annotated as 40S ribosomal protein S11. NCBI's taxonomy places the organism in Eukaryota, Fungi, Ascomycota, Eurotiomycetes, Onygenales, Ajellomycetaceae. Bases 5914 to 6399 code for a protein of 161 amino acids. Gene Ontology annotation, cellular component: ribosome; cytosolic small ribosomal subunit. The record is from RefSeq and is a predicted model, not a curated record. Gene Ontology annotation, molecular function: structural constituent of ribosome. The transcript has 4 exons. Gene Ontology annotation, biological process: translation.